This is a messenger RNA of Drosophila bipectinata, 1140 nucleotides long. RefSeq names its product Odorant receptor 45a (gene Or45a). NCBI's taxonomy places the organism in Eukaryota, Metazoa, Arthropoda, Insecta, Diptera, Drosophilidae. The record is from RefSeq and is a predicted model, not a curated record. Gene Ontology annotation, cellular component: plasma membrane. Gene Ontology annotation, biological process: sensory perception of smell; detection of chemical stimulus involved in sensory perception of smell. Gene Ontology annotation, molecular function: olfactory receptor activity; odorant binding.
AUGGACUCCAGCUAUUUCGCCGUGCAGCGAAGAGCUCUGGAAAUAGCCGGAUUCGAUGCCAGUUCCCCGAAACUCCACCUGAAACAUCCCAUUUGGGCCGGGAUACUGGUUCUGUCAUUGAUUUCGCACAACUGGCCGAUGGCCGUGUACGCCCUUCAGGAUCUGAGUGAUUUAACCCGACUUACUGACAACUUUGCCGUGGUCAUACAGGGCUCCCUGAGCACCUUCAAGUUCCUAGCUUUUGUGGUGAAACGUCGACGAAUCGGUGCUCUGAUCCACCAAUUGCACCAACUGAAUCAAAAGGCAUCGAAAAAUGAGCAGCAGCUGGAGAGGAUUAAAAGGGAGAAUCGGUUGGAUGGGUUUGUGUCCAAGGCCUUCAGAAAUGCUGCCUACGGCGUUAUCACUGCCUCGGCCAUAGCUCCCAUGCUUAUUGGCCUCCUGGGCUUUAUUCGAGUGGGCAUCUUUCGACCCACCACGCCCAUGGAGUUCAAUUUCUGGCUGGACGAGACACAGGCCCGGUUCUUCUGGCCCAUAUACUUUUGGGGUGUUUUGGGCGUGGCAGCUGCAGCCUGGCUAGCCAUUGCAGCCGAUACUCUCUUCUCCUGGCUAGUCCACAAUGUGGUGGUGCAGUUUCAAUUAUUGGAAUUGCUCCUGAAGGACCAAAAGCCCCAGAACCCACACAAUUGCCAAUUAACAACCUUCAUUCAUCGCCACCGUUUGGCCCUAAAAUUGGCUGAGGAUCUCAACCAUAUCUUUUCCGAAAUAGUGUUUAUGCAAUACAUGCUGAGUUAUCUGCAACUCUGCAUGCUGGCCUUCCGUUUCAGCCGCAGUGGUUGGAGCUCACAGGUGCCCUUUCGAGCCUCCUUCUUGGUGGCCGUCUUCAUCCAGAUCAGCUCCUACUGCUAUGGAGGGGAAUACCUGAAGCAACAGAGCCUGGCAGUCUCCCAAGUGGUGUUCGACAACUGCGAGUGGUCGGAAAUGCCGCCGGAAAAGCGACUACUUUGGAAAAUGUUAAUCAUGAGGUCCCAAAAGCCGGCCAAGAUUUCGGCCUUUAUGUUUGAUGUUGAUCUUCCACUACUUCUUUGGGUGGCUAGAACUGCCGGUUCCUUUCUGGCUUUGUUAAGGACCUUUGCUCCCUAA